Messenger RNA from Olea europaea var. sylvestris, 1856 nucleotides. RefSeq names its product serine/threonine-protein phosphatase 6 regulatory subunit 3-like. The coding region runs from base 238 to 1377 and encodes 379 amino acids. NCBI's taxonomy places the organism in Eukaryota, Viridiplantae, Streptophyta, Magnoliopsida, Lamiales, Oleaceae. Gene Ontology annotation, molecular function: protein phosphatase regulator activity; protein phosphatase binding. The transcript is spliced from 12 exons. The record is from RefSeq and is a predicted model, not a curated record.
GUUUUAAUUCGUCUAAUUGGUGCUGAUGAGCACAUAUAUACUAACGACUUGGACUCUAUUCCGUGGUUGGAAGAUAUGAAUGUUCUGGAGAUGAUUGUGGAUAAGUUCAGUUCAUCAUUUGCAGAUUCCUUGAUCAUGAUGUCACGUUAGGAAGUCAGUUCCAGAGAUUUUUCAUUUGAAGAUAAAAUUUAAGUACUUUUUAAGGCUCAAAGUACCUGAACCACACAUUAUAAGAUAAUGAAUUUCCUGCCAUCAAAGGAUUGCCCUGGAGUGCAUGCUAAUGCUGCUGAAACACUUUGUGCAAUAGCUCUAUAUGCUCCCCCCGGGUUAGCUUCAAAAAUCUCCAGUCCAAGUUUUAUAGGAAGAUUAUUCCAUCAUGCUUUGGAGGAGUCACGACCAAAAUCCGUUUUGGUUAACUUGCUCUCUGUCUGCAUAUCCUUGUUAGACCCCAAGAAGCUAAUGUCAGGAACAUAUUAUUUGUACCACCACCAAAUGACUAAUGGAUCCGGAAUCAGUGUAAAACCUGAGACAGUUGAAGGCAUGUUGGUGAGCCUAGGCAAUAUACUCAAGCUUUUGGAUUUUUCAUCUGAAGAUAUGGUCUUGCUAACUACAUAUGGAAAGUUGCAGCCUCCUCUUGGAAAGCAUCGUUUGAAGAUUAUAGAGUUCAUCUCAGUCUUGUUGACUGUUAGUAGUGAAGCUGCAGAAAAGGAAUUGAUUCGCCUUGGCGCUUUAAAAGGCAUUGUAAAAUUAUUUUUUGAGUAUCCAUACAAUAACUUCUUACACCACCAUGUCGAGAACAUUAUAGUAUCUUGCUUAGAAAGCAAGAACCCACAUUUUGUUGAACAUCUUCUUAAAGAAUGUAAUCUUCUUGGGAAGAUUAUUGAAGCAGAGAAGAAUUUCACAUUGGAUGUUGAUAAAAAUAAGCCAACUGUUCUUGCUGAGGGUAGGAGACCACCCAGGAUAGGGAAUAUUGGACACACGACACGCUUGGGUAACAAGCUUAUCCAAUUAGGGAAUAACAACAGCGAUGUUCAGACAUUUUUGCAGCAAAAUAGUGAAUGGGCUGAUUGGUAUUCAAAUGUACUGCUGAAGCGCAAUGCAGUGGAAAAUGUUUUCCAGUGGGCAUGUGGGAGGCCUACAACACUACAUGAUCGGACAAGAGACAGUGAUGAUGAUGAUUACCAAUAUCGGGAUUAUGAUGUUGCUACUUUAGCAAAUAACUUGAGCCAGGUCUUUCGUUAUGGAGUCUCUAACAAUGAUGAUAUUGAUGAGGUUCAUGGUUCACUUGAACGAGAUUAUGAGGACGUGUACUUUGAUGAUGAAUCUGCUGAAGAAGUCAUUUCUUCCCUUCGAUUCGGAGAUGAGCAGGAUAGGUAGGUGGAUAUACUUGUUUGCUUUGAUUUUCUUCUAUAUUUUUCUCAGAAUGAAAAAUGAAAUUUGCAUGAAUUUGCAUUGGGCUCUCUUAGCUGUAUAGAACUUAUUUCCUUGAUUGUGUUUUUAAUCCAUUCCAUGUUCGUUGCUUCUACUGGUGCCUUUUGAAGUCGGCUAAGUUUGUUGGUCGAAUUUGCGACAUAUUGAAAAGCUAUAAUUUUUUGUGUUCAUAACAUAUUCCAAGAGAGAUUUUAGUAUUUUUUUGCUUAGCUGAAAAGACUGUAUUUUGUAGCUUUAGUUAUCCUAAUUAAGUUGUGACUCUUCAAGAGCAACUAUCCUAAUUAAGUUGUGACUCUUCAAGAGCAACUAUCUUAAAUCAGUCGUUCUAAUUUUUCUUUGAUUUGUACACUGUCAAUGAAAAGACAAACUAUACAGAUUCCCUCUGGAUUUGGGCUCAUCUUGAGUGCUUCCCUGUCAUCACUUUG